GCCCUCUCGGGGCCGCGCGGGGCCCGGGUGGAGGAGGCGACGGCGGCGGCGCGGCGGGAGGAGGAGGCCGCAGAGGAGGAGGGAGGCGUCCAUGAGGCCGGCCCGUGCCUGGAGGAGGAGGAGGCCAUGAACGGCGACCGGACCGAGAGCGACUGGCAGGGGCUGGUGAGCGAGUACCUGGUGUGUAAAAGAAAGCUGGAGAGUAAGAAGGAAGCCCUGCUGAUCCUUUCCAAGGAGCUGGACACAUGCCAGCAGGAAAGGGACCAGUACAAACUCAUGGCCAAUCAGCUUCGAGAGCGCCACCAGUCCCUAAAGAAGAAGUACCGUGAGCUGAUUGAUGGAGAUCCAUCACUUCCCCCUGAAAAGAGGAAACAGGCUAAUCUUGCACAACUAUUGAGAGAUUCUCAGGACCGAAAUAAACAUCUGGGAGAAGAAAUUAAAGAACUUCAGCAAAGGCUUGGAGAAGUCCAGGGCGACAAUAAGCUCUUGAGAAUGACAAUUGCCAAACAGAGGCUGGGAGACGAAGAAAUCGGUGUGCGGCACUUUGCAGCCCAUGAGCGUGAAGAUUUGGUUCAGCAGCUGGAGAGAGCAAAGGAACAGAUUGAGUCUCUGGAGCAUGACCUGCAGGCCUCUAUGGACGAGCUUCAGGAUGUUAAAGAAGAGCGGUCUUCCUACCAGGACAAAGUCGAGAGGCUCAACCAGGAGCUAAACCACAUCCUGAGCGGCCACGAGAACCGAAUCAUUGACGUGGAUGCCCUGUGUAUGGAGAACAGGUACCUUCAAGAGAGAUUAAAGCAACUUCAUGAAGAGGUCAACCUCUUGAAAUCUAACAUUGCCAAAUACAAGAAUGCUCUUGAGAGACGGAAAAACUCAAAAGGCCAGGGUAAAUCCAGCAGCAGUGCUCUGACUGGAGUCCUGUCUGCAAAGCAAGUUCAGGAUCUGUUAUCUGAGGACCACGGGUGCAGUCUCCCAGCUACUCCACAGUCCAUUUCUGAUCUGAAAUCUCUGGCAACAGCCCUGUUGGAGACAAUCCAUGAGAAAAACAUGGUGAUCCAGCACCAGAGGCAGACCAACAAAAUCCUAGGGAAUCGGGUGGCUGAACUGGAGAAAAAAUUAAGAACUCUGGAAGUUUCUGGUUUGUGGAGUCUUCCAGGAGGCAAAGACACCAUACUGUUUGGUGACCCCGCUCUUCCCACCACGCAGAGGUCGAGAUCCCCACUGCUCAAGUUCGUCGAGCAGCUCGCUGAGAACAAAGCGAGUCCCAAGGAUGGGGAGGCUCAGAAGCAAGAACGAGAUGAAAGUCGUGCCGCUGCCGAGGCGUUGACAGUGCGGGAGGAUGCUGGGAGGCCCGGCGUUAGCUCCCCAGCAAAUCAGAGCCACAGGAGCCAACGCAAGCACUUUCAUCCCUCAUUACCCCAGCUACCUUCUGAGGAAGAAGAAGUAAACAGGCUUGGAAGGGAAAUCGUGAAACCGACAGAGGAGCAGGCAGCUGCCAAACCAGAAGGGGUCACAAGAGAGAGUCCCGUGGAGAGUCGGAGGGACGAGAUGGGGCCAUCCCCGCCGGGCCUGACCGCCAAUGGGUCGUUCCCCAAACCUUGCCCGGACUCUGCUGAGUCCAGCCAGCCUGCAGCAGAAGCUCCCACCCUGGAAGAUGGCAAGGAGGCCCCAGAGAGUGGAGGUAGGAGGAACACCAUGAAAACUUGAAGGGGAAUGAGGUCAGGCAUGAUGACACAUUGAAGGCACCCGGGAUGGUAAAGAAUUAAGCAUCAGGACAGCUCACCGAAGUCACUUUCUCCUAAAACACCUCCAAGUCUGCAAGCGAAAAAGGACACACAGCUCCUGUUGCAAACUGUGAAUAUUCUGAUGAUGCCAGCACAGUUCGAUUUAUUAAAUGCGGGUCCUCAAGCUUCUCAGUGUCAUCUCUUUCUGCGGAAGCUGCACGCUGUGAACAUGGCCAGGCACGGAAUCGUGUCAGCCAUAUGGCUGCUUUUCGACAUCCAUCUUUCUGUCAGCACUUGUUUUAUUAGAGAUAAGAUGUUUUUCUAUUAGCGUUUAAAGUUGUUGAUCAAAAUUAUGGGAAGGGCUUGAAACGGAUGGGGUUUUUAAUCAGAUCCCCGUCUUUGUAAUGAUUAGGAGGCUGUAGAGUAAGGUGUAAUUAAGCACAAUGGGUCCAGAGGGACCCCCCCCCCCGCCCCCGGCUCCUCUCCAUCACGUCAGGGCCCGGUAGGACCUCCCAGCGUGGGUGUUCUUGGCAUCCUGCCUGCAGCGCUGUCUGUAGUGGCAUUGACUGGCAGGCGGAAAGGGGCUUAAGUGGGCUCAGAAGGUUAGGCUUCCGGUCUGAAAUCCACAGCCCCUGUUGAGACCUGUCUGCUGACUACUAGAGCUGAAUUUUCCAGCCUGUAAUUCUAGAGGAUUAAUCGACCUGGAGUGACUGGUGGGGUGGGGUGGGGGGCUGUGGAUACGCAGGGAGGAUGGGGACUCCAGUGGUGUUUUGAUGUUUUGUUUCUGAGAUGAGAUGAGAGCCAGAACCUGGGAAUGCUGGUUCUCUCCCUUCAUCCCGGGCUACAUAUAGGGUUUUAUGGUUUUAUGGUCCUGUAGGGUUGGGGCAAGAUAUAGCUGCUUAGGGGCCAACCCAGAAUCCCCACCACCUGAAACCUGUAGCAUCACUCCUCCAACAGAAUGCCGCGGCUGCUUCCCCCUGUGCUGCCGGCUACUGGGGUUUUAAAGACAGAGCUCGUGGCCCUAGAGUGGAAAGAAAGGGAAAAACAAAGUAACGUCAUUACAGCCUUUGUAAUGAUGGGGAGGGGAGGGGACUAGGGAACCAAGUUCAAGCUCUAAGAGUGGGAAAGCAGAGAGUGGUCACCCCCACCUGCUUCUUUCCUUAGGGAUAAAAUUAACUUUUCUAGGCGGCAUCUGGCGCUGCAGCACGUUGAAGCCUCAUCAAAUGACAGACCUUUCUUUGUGCUGAACGCAGUUCAUUUGUCCAGGAAGACCUAAAACUAGAUCCCAAAGCUCAAAACGUCCCUGAGAACCAGAAGGACUCCUUUGAGAGACUCUCCUGCAGGGAAAAGAGAAGUUCCCAAGGUGGGAGAGGUAGAAAAUUCAUCAAUUCAUCCUAGAAAUCAGAGGUUUAGACCAGGCUUGGGAUCCCAGGUGUGAAUCCUGCAGGCACGUGGGUGGCCAGCCGCCUCCCCCCACCCCCCGCCCCCAAAACUUCCCUGCCACAUUUAUCUCCUGACAUCACUCUGCCAGCUGGGUGGGAUCCAUCAGACUUUGCACUGUCUUGCUCUGAAGGAGGGCAAGAUGCAGACCAGAGGGUCCCAUCCUCUGCCAAAUGCACCCUGGGUGGACCUCCAGCUGCUUUCUACCCACUCACCUGAGUUCACCCUCAUCACCUAGCGGGAUGCAGGCACGCCUGAGUCAGAGCACUGUGGCUUCCGGUGAGCAGGACAUGACAUCUACCCCUGCCCGUCAGGCCCCAAUGCCCCAUUCAUCCCUCUAUGCUCCAGCCUCUCCCCCUUCCCAGACUCAUCCCCUCACCUUCCCCUCCAGGGAGGUCACUUCUGCAGCUGCAAAGCUUGCCCAGGCCAGCAGCCACAGAAAUCAUUUUCCUGUUGCACCAGGCCUAAACUCUCUGCAAAUGUUUAACACUACUGCAUGGGACGCCAAAGCCACCAAAGGAAAACACAGCCAGAUUUAAUACAAUGAUAAUAAAAAGAAAAAUCUCUCCCCACGGAAGCCUUGGUUUUGACACACAAUUGGCCAGGUGCAUGUCUUUAGGGCCCAUUCAUAACCUUCUGGAAAGCAGGGCUUAUAAUAAACUCCUACACAUUCCAUCAUGGGCAAGAAAACUGCCAUGAGUCCCAGAGUAUGGGGUUCAGGGCAGAGGGUCAUAGGGAGCGAUAACCUAAGCUCUGUGUAUCCAAUCAGCCUGGGGGGGGGGGGUGGGUCUUGUGUUAGAUGGAAUUGGAGCCAAUGAGGUGAUCCUGUCAUAUUUGUAAUCUUGACAUUGCCCUGUACAUACAUGUGACACUGUCCCACCUCUGCUAUCCCAACUCAACAUGGUUCUUCUGUUCCACAGACAUUAAAAAGAGUUUCAGCAAUUA
Molecule: messenger RNA, 4106 nt
Organism: Eubalaena glacialis (North Atlantic right whale)
Lineage: Eukaryota; Metazoa; Chordata; Mammalia; Artiodactyla; Balaenidae
Gene: CCDC149
Product: coiled-coil domain containing 149
Source: RefSeq, a predicted model, not a curated record